AGAUAUGCUGCGCCUCCCCUUGGCGAACAACGAUUCCGGCUACCACAGCCUCCACUUCGUGAGACUGACCUUGUCGAUGCCACUCAACACGGCGCAGUGUGCUUCGGCGUUACAAACCCUGCAACGCCUACUCCACCAUUGGAGUAUUCGGAGGAUUGCCUGAAUAUCGACGUUUACGCACCAGCGAAUGCCACCAGCAACGACAAUGGUGGACUACCGGUGAUGCUAUGGAUCCAAGGCGGAGGCUAUGUGCAAGACUACAACCCCAACUAUAACGGAACUGGACUCAUCGAGGCCUCUGGCGGCAACCUGAUCGUGGUGACUUUCAACUACCGUGUCGGACCAUACGGCUUCCUUGCCAGUACAGAUCUUCAGCAAGAAGGGAGUCUCAAUGGCGGCUUCCACGACCAACUAGCUGCAAUUCAAUGGGUCCAAGAUCAUAUCUCGUCAUUUGGCGGCGAUCCCACACGAGUGACCAUCUUCGGCACUUCAAUCGGAGGAGGAAGUGUCAUUCUUCACAAUCUUGCCUACGGCGGCAGCCCACCCAACACUUCCUCCACGGUAUGGAGUGCUGGAAUUGGAGAGUCACUCUACCUCCCAUCGGUCUUGACCGUCGAUCAAGCGCAGUUCCAAUACGAUCAGCGCGAGAACCGGCACGGCUUCUGCAUUGCUCCAGAUCGGUAUCGUCAACGACAAUCGGCUAGGGCGAUAGAUCUUAUCUUUGUAAAUCGAGGAUGUAAAUGCAGGGCCUAUUUCUUCAAGGCGCGGUAA
Messenger RNA from Zasmidium cellare ATCC 36951, 771 nucleotides. RefSeq lists its product as uncharacterized. The annotation marks the transcript as partial. The record is from RefSeq and is a predicted model, not a curated record. The transcript has 2 exons. NCBI's taxonomy places the organism in Eukaryota, Fungi, Ascomycota, Dothideomycetes, Mycosphaerellales, Mycosphaerellaceae.